AUGGCGCUCACUGCCGAUCAGAAGCGCUUGAAGGCGACGAAGUUCCCUCUUGAAUUCGACAAAAAGGUGGAUAUCGAGAAGGUCAACCUCGACAUCAUCAAGAAGUGGGUUGCGGAGAAGAUUACUGCAAUUCUCGGCGACGAUGACGAUAUUGUCAUUGAAACGUGCUACAAUCUGCUGGAGAAGGAGCAAUAUCCCAAGAUCAAGGAGAUCCAGAUUCAACUCGAGGGCUUCCUCGACAAGGACUGCCCGCGGUUUUGCAAAGAACUGUGGAAUCUGAUGCUCAGCGCCCAGGAAAGUACUGCGGGUGUGCCAAAAGAGUUGCUAGAAGCGAAGAAGCUCGAACUGCAAAAAGAGCAGGCAUCGAAGGCAGCUGCCGAGAGCCGCAGACGACAGGCACACAAGGAAGAAGACGAGAUGAUCAACUCUUUCCGUGAAGAUGAGAUGACUGCACGCAGGGACCGGACCGGUCCUGGAGGACGUGGGCGUGGUCGGGGCCGUCGUGAUGACCGCAAUCAGCAGCGUAGACCACCGCGCCACACUUUUCCGCUUCGACGCGAUAGUGACUCUUAUGUCCCUCCUCCCCGAGGACGUGGUCGGAACAGAUCUGCUGAGCGGGGCCGAUCUCGUUCUGCUGAGAGGUUCAGGUCUCCUACUCCCCGUCGUGACCAUCGCGGUCUCCGGUCCGCAGGCGACGUCGUCGAUCACCAUCAUCGAGUCGCACUCGGUCCCCUCCUCGCAGGAGGCUUCGUACUACUUCGCCAAGCCGCUCCAGGUCUCCUCCGCGCAGGAGGCUUCGUGCUGCUUCGACAAGCCGCUCAAGGUCUCCUCGUGACCGGUCGCCUUCACCUCGUCGCGCCCGUCGCUCUUCGACUAGAUCUCGUUCUCCGCGCGGUCGCUACAGCAGGAAGAGGCGUAGGAGUUCGUCGUAUUCGCGAAGCCGAGAUAGAGCUUCCAGGAGGCAUCAUUCCCGAUCUGCAACCCCGCGAGAGAAACUGA
Messenger RNA from Westerdykella ornata, 999 nucleotides. RefSeq names its product PWI domain-containing protein. NCBI's taxonomy places the organism in Eukaryota, Fungi, Ascomycota, Dothideomycetes, Pleosporales, Sporormiaceae. The transcript has 4 exons. Gene Ontology annotation, biological process: regulation of mRNA splicing, via spliceosome; mRNA processing. Gene Ontology annotation, molecular function: RNA binding. Bases 1 to 999 code for a protein of 332 amino acids. The record is from RefSeq and is a predicted model, not a curated record. Gene Ontology annotation, cellular component: spliceosomal complex.